Molecule: messenger RNA, 1480 nt
Organism: Stegastes partitus (bicolor damselfish)
Lineage: Eukaryota; Metazoa; Chordata; Actinopteri; Pomacentridae
Gene: seh1l
Product: SEH1-like (S. cerevisiae)
Exons: 9
Coding region: 112-1263 (383 amino acids)
Biological process (GO): positive regulation of TORC1 signaling; cellular response to amino acid starvation
Cellular component (GO): nuclear pore outer ring; Seh1-associated complex
Molecular function (GO): structural molecule activity; protein binding
Source: RefSeq, a predicted model, not a curated record
ACUCACCGCUGAUACUACGAGGACCCGCCAAACACAGACACAAGUGGACACAUGACAGGCCUGCUAGUUAACCGGUAUAGCUAGUGUUGCUGGCUUGUUGGAGUUGUAAUCAUGUUUGUUGCUCGUAGUAUCGCAGCAGACCACAAAGAUCUAAUUCACGAUGUGUCGUAUGAUUUUCACGGCCGGAGAAUGGCAACUUGCUCCAGCGACCAAAGCGUGAAGGUUUGGGACAAAAGUGAGAACGGAGAGUGGCACUGCACAGCCAGCUGGAAGACACACAGUGGAUCAGUGUGGAGAGUGACCUGGGCUCAUCCUGAAUUUGGACAGGUUCUAGCUUCCUGCUCCUUUGACAGAACAGCUGCUGUCUGGGAGGAGAUUGUAGGGGAAUCUAAUGACAAGCAGAGGGGACUGAGCCACUGGAUAAAGAGAACCACGCUAGUGGACAGUAGAACAUCAGUGACUGAUGUGAAGUUUGCCCCCAAACACAUGGGGCUGAUGCUGACCACCUGCUCUGCGGAUGGAGUGGUGAGGAUCUACGAGGCUCCCGAUGUCAUGAACUUGAGUCAGUGGUCCUUGCAGCAUGAGAUCUCCUGCAAGCUCAGCUGCAGCUGCAUCUCUUGGAACCCCUCCAGCUCUCGUGCCCACCCUCCAAUGUUUGCUGUGGGAAGUGAUGAUAGCAACGUAACGUACGGUGGGAAAGUUCAGAUCUAUGAGUAUAAUGAAAACACACGGAAAUAUGGUAAAGCAGAAACCCUGAUGACAGUCACGGAUGCAGUCCAUGACAUCGCUUUUGCUCCAAAUCUGGGGCGAUCUUUCCACGUGCUCGCCAUCGCAACAAAGGAUGUCAGAAUAUUCAAGCUUGUUCCCAUGAGGAAGGAGAGCACCUCUACAGGACCCACCAAGUUUGAGGUGCAUAUUGUGGCUCAGUUUGACAACCAUAAUUCCCAGGUGUGGCGUGUGAGCUGGAACAUCACCAGCACCCUGCUGGCCUCCUCCGGGGAUGAUGGCUGCGUUCGCCUCUGGAAAGCUAACUACAUGGACAACUGGAAGUGCACAGGCAUCCUGAAGGGAGACGGCAGCCCGCUGACAGGUUCAUCUGGUCAGCCUACAGCCAUGAGCACUGUGGUGGGCUCCUCUGUUCAGACCUCCCAGAAUGCCAUGAACGGGAUGACUGCAGGAAGGAUUGGCAAGAGAGCUCCCUUUGCUCCUCCCCUGCGGCAGCUGACCUCUCCAAAGAUAUACCAGCAUCCUGCAUAUUACUAAUGUCUCUUCUGCGUUAGCUGCCAUUUGCUCUUGUGUCAGUGCAUUUGAAAUGCAAGAUUGUGUGUGUGUGUGUGUGUGACUGAUUUCUUCAUUUUUGGCUUGGAAAUCUGCAUGCUUCUGUACUUCACAGCUUCCACCUUGUUUUGAUUCUUUCAUGUUUUUGACACUGCUUUGACUGGCACAUACGCCUUUGAGAAAUAAACCGUUUUCACCACUC